AUGCUGGAAUCGUAUAAUAAUAAAAUAAUAAGAAAUAUUUUAUUUAAAAAUGUAAAGUCAAUUGCAUUUUGUGGUUGUAAUUCACAUUACAGUUGGUCGAAUUUGAUUAGGAACCCUAUUCUACUGGUUAGAUACAACUAUAUUGAUGUGUUGUUAAAUCAAUAUUUCAAUUUGGAGGAGAACCUUCUAACGGAUCUCCAACAGCGAUACAAGUUUGUUACAUCGGUGUUCGAAGCCGAGAGAAGUAUCCGAGUAUUCCUUGAGGAAGCAGUACAAUUCAACAGAAUCACUGUUUUGCGAUAUCUCUUUGAUGAGAGGAAUCUCAGGUUGAGGUCAUUCAAUAUGAAUGACUGCAGAUGGACUGACAUUGCUGCGCGGCACGGUCAUUUCGAAAUGGUGAAGUUCAUCUACCAACAUCCACUGCUGAGUGGCUACUGCUCUAAAGUCAACGACUCUACGUUCUAUGAGGCGGCCAAGACUAACAAUGUCGAGCUGAUCGAAUGGUUGUCAAAGAAUAUCAAUAUCACCAAGAACCCGAUACUCCACUUUGUUAGCAUGGAAUCGAUGUCUCCAAUUGAAUGUGCUUCGAGCCACGGGAACUUUGACAUGGUAAAGUGGUUAGUGGUGAACAGACCAAAAGAUAAACGGCUAAAAACAGUAGAGUUUUCUCUCGCCAUCAAUAGACUUGAUAUCAUAGAGUGGUUGGAUAGCAAUGGCUAUAUCGAUCAUGCUAAAAUAGAGAUUGAUUUAGAUAGAGUGCUACCGACACUAAAUGAACACUCUAUCGAAUGGCUAACCAACCCAACUGUUGACUUCAAGGUUAGGCUCAGCAGUCAGUCAUUUGCAAUUGCAGUAUCCUCAGGUCGAUUGAAUAUCGCUAAAUGGAUCAACGAGAAACACAAAGAAUAUGUUAAAGUUGUACCGUUAUUAGAUGUUGUUGGAUCGUAUCACCUCGAGACAAUCCAAUGGCUACAUCAUAACAAAUUCCUUUAUAGCGACAACCCAAUAGGUGAACUAUUGAUACCAGACAAAGAUACACCAGAAGCACAACCUUUUGAAAUGAUAAAAUGGAUUCAUGAGAAUAGAUCCGAGAAGUUUAGCUUGGCCACCAUGAGAAGUGCUGCAUGUUUCUCACUGGACAUCGUCAAGUACCUCCAUAACAACGUUGGAAUGAAAUCCGAUCUUUCAUAUGCAAUCGAGAAUGCAGCUAGAUACCAACAAUUGGACAUUGUAAAGUUUCUUCAUGAGAAUACGUCGCAGACUAUCAGACCAAAUAGAUUCCACAAUAUUAUUGGAUCGGCUGGCUUGGAAGUUGUUAAAUUCAUUCAUAGCAAUAGAAGUGAACGACAAUAUUGGACCCCGAGAGUUAUGGAUAAAGCGGCCAAACAUAAUCAUUUAGAUGCUAUUAAAUUCAUGAACGAGAAUAGAACGGAAAGAUGUACACAACAAGCCAUUGUAUAUUCAAUUUAUUUUGGUCACAACGAUAUCACCCAAUAUCUAUUGGACCAUAAACUAUGUGAAUACGAUCACUACGUUACUUUUAAGCACGAAGGUGGAAUCAAUUUUCAAUAUGAAACUUCAACUUUUAACAACAAUUAUGAUUUCUUAGAUAAUUCUGAAGAUUUUGUUAUUGAAUUGGAGGAUGACGAUGAUGAUGAUGAUGAUUAUUCAUCAUCAGAGAGUUCAUUCGAUUAA
Molecule: messenger RNA, 1695 nt
Organism: Heterostelium album PN500
Lineage: Eukaryota; Evosea; Eumycetozoa; Acytosteliales; Acytosteliaceae
Product: ankyrin repeat domain-containing protein
Exons: 2
Coding region: 1-1695 (564 amino acids)
Molecular function (GO): protein binding
Source: RefSeq, a predicted model, not a curated record